AAGAUUAGCCUUAAUCAGAAUAAAAUAGAAUUUGGAGAAGUCCUAUACUAUUUUCAAUUAGAGGUCAAUAAUGAAACAAAAUCUGUGGCAAUGGCAUCAAUAUACUCGGCUCCUGAUCACUUCCUUCGAGAGGCAUCAUACAACACAAUUCUAUCUUGCACCUAUCUUGGCAAUACAUCCUUACGCAUUGUUGACAUCAAAAGCAUUGAAUCAGUCAUUGCAAUAAUCCCACACCAUGUUAGGAGAGCUUUAGAAACAGGGUAA
Messenger RNA from Heterobasidion irregulare TC 32-1, 264 nucleotides. RefSeq lists its product as uncharacterized. The transcript has a single exon. The record is from RefSeq and is a predicted model, not a curated record. NCBI's taxonomy places the organism in Eukaryota, Fungi, Basidiomycota, Agaricomycetes, Russulales, Bondarzewiaceae. The annotation marks the transcript as partial.